This is a messenger RNA of Nilaparvata lugens (brown planthopper), 4272 nucleotides long. RefSeq names its product pseudouridylate synthase 7 homolog (gene Pus7). Gene Ontology annotation, molecular function: RNA binding; pseudouridine synthase activity. Gene Ontology annotation, biological process: pseudouridine synthesis. NCBI's taxonomy places the organism in Eukaryota, Metazoa, Arthropoda, Insecta, Hemiptera, Delphacidae. Gene Ontology annotation, cellular component: nucleus. The record is from RefSeq and is a predicted model, not a curated record.
CGAAUAUGAGUAAAGAAGACCGAGUGAAAAUACAUAAUGCUAUAAAAAGUCUAUUCAAAACGAACGUGAACAGUAAUACUGUCGAUAAAGGAGACAAGAAGAUAUUGAAGAUUUCCUACGUUGCCAAUGAGAAUCAAAAUAAGAUUCGCAGGAGCUGGACCGAAGGAGAAUUCCUGCAUUUUGUACUCUAUAAAGAGAAUACAGAUACAACGGAGGCUAUCAAUUUGAUUGCUGCUAAGUUGAGAAUAAAGCCGAGCUCAGUGAUGUACGCAGGCAUCAAGGACAAACGCGCGCGCACCACACAAGCAAUGUGCAUCAGACGAAUGUUCCCGAACAAGAUGGCCGCCAUUCAGCCGUUCCGCAGCAUCACUAUUGGCAACUACUGCUUCAAGAAGAAGGCCCUACGACUGGGCAGUCACUACGGCAACCGGUUCAGGAUUGCUAUCAGGAACGUGUUGGCUGAGGAGAGCCUGAUAGCAGCUAACGUGGCUUCCCUCCAGGAGACUGGGUUCAUCAACUAUUUCGGCCUGCAACGCUUUGGUCAGUCUGUGACGUCACCCACCUACGUCGUCGGCAAGGCUAUUAUCAAUCGCAAUUGGAAGGAGGCUGUCGAGGUAGUGCUACGUCCCAGGCCGGGCGAACGUAGCUACGUGGACGUAGCGGAGGCACGCGACGUAUGGUGGAAGACACGUUGCUCCAAGUCGGCAUUGAAGACGUUACGUUCGCAGACGUCGGGAAUCGAGAAGAAAAUCUGGCAGACGUUGGCUGAUCAGCAUGAGAACGCCUACCUCAAUGCGCUAGAAAGCCUACCGAGAUCCACGUUGUCUCUAUACUGUCACGCGUUCCAGAGUUUGAUAUGGAAUAGGGUUGUUUCUAGAAGGGUUAAAGAGUUGGGACAUGUUGUGUUGGCUGGGGAUCUGGUGGUUGUAGAAGAUGAGGUGGAAGAAGUUGAACGGGGAGAGGAUAGUGUGGGGAAUGCCUCUGGGGAAAGAGGCACGGUUGUGGAAAGUGAUGGGAAGGGGCAUGCCUCAGAGGGACAAGGGAGUAAUGAUGAGAAUAGUGUUGAAUGUGAGAGGGAAGGAAAGGGGCAUGCCUCAGAGGAACAAGGCAUAGUUGGGGAGAGUAGUAGUGUUGAAUGUAAGGGGCAUGCCUCUGAGGAAAGUGGCACAGUUGAGAGGAACUAUGAUGGAAAAAGUGUUGAAAAUGAGAAGGGGCAUGCCUCUGAGGAACAUAUUGUGGAAGAACCAGUGUGGAAAGUGAGACAUCUCACCGAGGAAGAGGCCAAGGUUACCAGCAUUGACAAAAUCGUCUACCCUCUCCCAGGGUCUCAAAUUGUACUACCUGACAAUAUAGUGAGGGAGUUCUACAAAGAAGCGUUAGCCGAAGAAGGGGUGACAAUGGAUAGUUUCAAAAACAAGGGGUCUGGUAACAAAACGUUGACAUCUAUGUACGGAACUUACAGGAAUAUCGUUGUGAAACCGACGGAUCUGAGUUGGAAGUUGGUGAAUUACAAGGAUUUAAGUGACGAUUUGUUUAGGAGUGAGUUGGAUGAAUUGAGGGGUAAUGGGGUGAUAGAACACCCCGAAACGGGGUCCCACAGGGGGUUGUUGCUUGAGUUUUCGUUGGGGUCCUCGUCGUAUGCUACAAUGCUGAUAAGGGAGUUAAUGAGGUGUGGGACUUCGUCUACGUUUCAUGCGCAUUUGACCGCUAAGGAAGCGAAUUUGAACGCAAAAGAGGAGAAUUCGACCACCAAAGAGGUGGAAGGAGAGCGGAAAGGAGAGGAAGAGGAGGGACCCGUGGCGAAGAGGGUCAAAAAGGAGGAGGAGGAGAAUGGGGAGGAGCAGGGAAGUGCGGCGAAGAGGGUGAAAAUGGAGGAAGAAGAAGAAAAUGGGGUUCAAGAAGGGAGUUGAGUUGUUUUUUGAAGAUUGUGGAGUAAGAGUGGGGAUUGAAAUUGUAGACGAAGAUGUGCAGAAGAAGGAACAGAGAGGGAAAAUAAGGAAGAAGAAAAUGUGGAGGAGGAAGGAGACAGAGUUGAUCUUUGAAAAUUGUAAGUGUGAUUGAAAUUGUUGACGAAGAUGGGAAGGAGGAAGAAGGAUCAGAGAGAAAGAUGUUGAAAGGAGAAGGAAGACAAAUUGGAAUAAUUGUAGAUAAGGGAAGAAGAAAGAGCGGAGAGGACGAUGUGUUGAAAAGAAAAGGAAGAAAUGAUUGGGGAGGAAGUUGGAUAAUUUGAAUUGAUAUUUGCAAAAAGAAAAUUAUGAGAACGGACGGAAUGGGUGUAAAAGGAGACUGAGUACCGUCAUAGAGAAACAAUAGCAUAAGUAGAUAUCCCAUGGUAUAGGGCGAUUAUGUCGCAACUUUUACUGUUAUCUCAAGCCUAUAGUCCACGUAGUUCUUUCCCGUGAAGCUGUGUGACGCUGGUAGUCUCUCAUACUGUGCCGUUCUUACACACUCACCCCAACAAACGGUAAAAAUACUCAAUUAUCGACAGUAAUCGGCUUGUGAUAACAGUAUAAGUUGCGACAAGAACGCCCUAUACCAUGGGAUAUCUACUUAUGCUAUUGUUUCUCUAUGGCACCGUAUAGCUGUUAAAAGGUUAAAGGAUGAUUCAGGAUGAAAAUAUAGAUAAAGAUGAUGAUUGAUUGAUGGAUUUUUUAUUGAUCACAGACGAGGAAGAAGAAAAACGAGAGGUGAAGAAAGAAACAGUAAAUGAAGAGGAACAAGGAAGUUUCAUUCAUUUUUUUAUUUGUUUUGUUUUAACACAAAUGUAACAUUGUAUAUGAGUUGAAAUGUUUUCAUGUGUAACAGUUUAUAAUUCAUUCAGAGUUUUGAAAUGUAUGUGAUGAGAUAUGUUUUAAAUUGUCAACCAAAAUAUUGAUUUAACCAACACUGACUGUUUAUUUAUUUUUAUUUAUUUAUUCAUAUGCAAAUACAAUUCAGGUAAAAACAACAGGCAUUUGCCUAAAACUGUUUCACACCUUAAUUGGGAAUACACAGUCUAAAGGUUAUGUUACUUAAAUGAUAACUUAAUUCGCACAUAAUUUUGAGUCCAAAUGAAUGUAUAUUUACUACAAUUUCAAAUCUAUCAGAUUGAUAAAUUUUCAAAUAUGAAUCCAAACAAAAAUCUUCCUUCACAAAUAAAUAAAUACAGUUUAAAAUGUAUCACACUAAAAGAAGUAAUCACGAAACGUUCUUAGUCAAGCACGCUUUCGUUUGUCAAUCAAAAUGAUUCUUGUAGCUUUUUAAACGAUUCUUAUUCAUUCAUUAUUUAUCUAUUUAUUUAUUUAUAAGGAGAGAACAGGAAAGAACCCAUUUUGUCUCCACGAUUCAAUAUUUAGGACUAUCUGUAUAACCUUAUCUAAAUUUGGGUAAGGAAUAGCAUAAGGUUACCUUAUUUUCUCUCUCCCUAUCAUUUUCAUGAUUUAAAGUAUUGUAUGAAUCAAUCAAUAAAUUUUCUACCACCAUUGAGCUUCUUAAAUUUUCGAAAAUUUUGUGAAGUGAACAACUACAAGACUCAUUUUGGACUAUGUGUAACCUUAUCUAAAUUUGGGAGAGGAAUAGCACAAGGUUACCUUAUUUUUCCCCUCCCUAUCAUUUUGAUGAUGGUACUUAUUGUAUUAAUCAAUAAAGAAUAAUAAUAUACAAUUGAAUAAAAAUACUUGUUCAAGAAAAUAUAGAUGGAUACAGCGUUAAAAGGUCUGGCCCGGUCGCACAAAAGCCGGUUAAAUUUUAAUGUUGAUUAAUUUCACGAGAACCAAUCAGAGAAGGCUUUUCUGAAAAGACGGCUUCUCUGAUUGGUUCUCGUGGAAUUAAUCACGAUUAAAACUUAACCGGCUUUUGUGCAACCGGGCCCUACAAUCACAAAGCUAGUAGAAUAUUGAUCAAAUAGAUUCUGAUUGGUUUCAAGCAACCAAAUUUUAUCAGAGAUUAACAAUGGUGUAACAACCGAAACCGGUCUUUCUACUUUGAAUAUAAUCUGUGGUUUUGACAAUUUCUUAGUAGUUUUAUUUAACAGCCAAAUUUUAUUUACUUUUAAAAUCAUUUCUAUGAUUUCUUUGUGUCUAGAUGAAUGAAUAAAUAUUGAUUCAAUAUGUUGGUUCUAAUGGCAACUAAGGAGUGCUGAGCUAACACAUUUUUUAUAAUCGUUCAUAAAUACGGCUAUGAAUUUUUUCAAGUAUAAUUUGAAAUUAUUGAAAUCAAUAUUGUAUUAAACUUACAGAUUCAUAAUAAUAUUAGGCUAGAUUAGUCAUUAGUUUUGAAGUGGAAAUUGAACUU